CAAGUGGUUAUACUUGGAAUCAAACAGUAGUUGUAACUUGCAAAACUUUUCUUGUUUUAAGAAAUAAAAUUCUGUACUAGAGACUUGAUAUUUCUGUGUACCUUUCUGUGGUGUCUACAAAACUACAUUCCUGCCUACAGCUUAACUCUUUCUUGUCCAAUCUGCCGUCAGACCUCUAUCUUGCCUGAAAAGGGAGUUUCUGCGCUACAGAAUAACUUUUUCAUUACAAACCUAAUGGAUGUUCUUCAGCGGACUCCAGACAACAGCUGUGAGGACUCCUCCAUCCUGGAGACUGUCACAGCAGUAGCAGCAGGGAAACCCCUUUCCUGUCCAAAUCAUGAUGGAAAUGUAAUGGAGUUUUACUGCCAAUCCUGUGAGACAGCAAUGUGUCACGAAUGUACAGAAGGUGAACAUGCCGAGCACCCAACUGUUCCCCUCAAGGAUGUGGUAGAGCAGCACAAGUCUUCCCUGCAGACUCAACUGGAGGCUGUCAAACAGAGGUUGCCUGAACUGGACUCUGCUCUUAGUUUCCUGUCCGAAAUCUUGCAAGAUUUGACUAAUGAGAAAGUAAGCAUUGAAGAAGACAUCCAUGCUACAUUUGAUGAGCUCCAAAAGACUUUAAAUGUACGAAAGAGUGUACUGCUUAUGGAACUAGAAGUCACAUAUGGUGUUAAACAAAAAGUUCUCCAAGCACAAUUGGAUGCACUACUGCAGGGUCAGGAGAGCAUUAGGAGCAGUUGCAACUUCACUGAACAAGCUCUAAACCAUGGGACCGAAACAGAAGUGCUUUUAGUGAAGAAGCAGAUGGGUGAUAGGUUGAAUGAACUAGCUGUUCAAGAGUUUCCUUUACAGCCCCAAGAAAAUGAUCAGCUAGAGUUUGUGGUGGAGACUGAAGGACUGAAGAAAUCCAUUCAUAAUUUAGGUACCAUAAUCACCACAAAUGCAGUGGCCUAUGAGACUGUUGCAACAGGUGAGGGAUUGAGACAAUGUGUGAUUGGCCAUCCUACGUCUGUUACUAUAACAACAAAGGAUAAAGAUGGAGAACUUGUGAAAACUGGAAAUGCGUGCCUAAGUGCUGAAAUUGCAUCUCCUGAUGGUAGUGUCGUCGAUGGAGAGAUACUUGACAAUAAAAAUGGCACCUAUGACUUCCUUUAUACCAUUCAGAAAGAGCAAAAGGAGGGUGACUUUACACUCACACUCCGACUGUACGAUCAGCAUAUUAAAGGAAGUCCAUUUAAAUUGAGGGUUGUCAAACCCACUGAUCUGUCUCCUACAUCUGAUGGAGUCAAACGUCGUGUGAAGUCACCUGGUAGUGGACACGUAAAACAGAAGGCUGUAAAACGGCCAGCUAGCAUGUAUAGCACUGGAAAAAGAAAAGAGAAUCCGAUUGAAGAUGACUUGAUCUUUAGAGUUGGUAUGUAGAUUUCUUUUUUAUAA
This is a messenger RNA of Rhincodon typus (whale shark), 1437 nucleotides long. RefSeq names its product tripartite motif-containing protein 2-like. NCBI's taxonomy places the organism in Eukaryota, Metazoa, Chordata, Chondrichthyes, Orectolobiformes, Rhincodontidae. Gene Ontology annotation, molecular function: ubiquitin-protein transferase activity; protein binding; zinc ion binding. The record is from RefSeq and is a predicted model, not a curated record. Gene Ontology annotation, biological process: positive regulation of DNA-templated transcription. The transcript is spliced from 5 exons. Bases 235 to 1422 code for a protein of 395 amino acids. Gene Ontology annotation, cellular component: nucleoplasm; chromatin.